AUGAGCACCUUUUUAUUUGAUAAUGGAGAUAGCAAAGUAUACGAUGAACAAGGAAGAGAAACUCAUGUUUACGGAAUGGCGGUUGACAAUAACCAAUAUUCUUUGGAACAAUUUACUACUUAUGAUCAGUAUAUGGAUUUAAAACCGCCAGAAAAACCAGUGAAAAUUAUGGAACAGGAGGCUGAAAUACCUGUUUCUGAGGAUAACAGCCGUAUUGAUCUAGCAGGUGAGACUGUCACUGGUCAUUACUUCGAUUUUGUGGCUGCCACUUUGGAUGUGCUAGAUAAACAUGAACAGUUCAAAAGACAUUACAUCAUUAUGGAUAAUGCUCCUAUUCACACACAUUUGGAUAUCAAGAAAUAUAUCGAAGGGAGAAGUUAUGGCUGUGUUUAUCUUCCUCCGUAUUUCCUUGAGCUAAAUCCGAUCGAACAACUCUGGUCAGUACGCAAGAAUUCUCUGUUUCAAAAUUCCGAGACUGUUUGGAAGGAAAGCCUUUGUAGUAUUAUUGAACGAAAAUAG
Phycomyces blakesleeanus NRRL 1555(-) is the source of this 519-nucleotide messenger RNA. RefSeq lists its product as hypothetical. Gene Ontology annotation, molecular function: nucleic acid binding. The coding region runs from base 1 to 519 and encodes 172 amino acids. The transcript is spliced from 3 exons. Lineage: Eukaryota; Fungi; Mucoromycota; Mucoromycetes; Mucorales; Phycomycetaceae. The record is from RefSeq and is a predicted model, not a curated record.